CCCUCCACUUUCAUCCUGCUGGGCAUCCCUGGCCUGGAGACAGCCUACGCCUGGAUCUCCAUCCCCUUCUGUUGCACAUACACCAUAUCCAUGCUGGGGAACUUCACCAUCCUGUUCAUUGUCAAGAGGGAGACAAGUCUCCACAAGCCCAUGUACUAUUUCCUCUGCAUGUUGGCCAUCACUGACCUGGUCUUGUCCACGUCCACCCUGCCCAAAACGCUGAGCAUCUUCUGGUUCAAUUCCAGGGAGAUCGAUUUCAGUGCCUGCCUCACCCAGAUGUUCUUCAUUCACUGUUUCUUAGCAAUCGAGUCUGGGAUCUUUGUGGCCAUGGCAUUGGAUCGCUACGUGGCCAUCUGCCAUCCCCUGAGACAUUCCACCAUCCUCACAAACUCUGUGGUGGCCAAGAUCGGCCUGGCUGUGUUACUGCGCAGUGGAAUGCUCACAUUACCCUUUAUUUACAUAGGAAGUCGGUGGCCGUAUUGCACAACCAACAUCAUCCCCCACACGCACUGCGAGUACAUCGCCGUGGUGAGGCUGGCCUGUGGUGACAUCCGCAUCAGUAGUUACUACGGCCUCUUUGCAGUUUUCUUUGUGACUGGUCUGGAUGUGUUUUUUAUAUCCGUGUCCUAUACCCAGAUCCUCAGGGCCGUCUUCAGACUUCCCACAAAGGACGCCCGGCUCAAGACUUUUGGGACCUGCGGCUCCCACCUCUUUGCCAUCUUAGCCUUUUACAUCCCCGCUCUCUUCUCCUUCCUCACACAGCGGUUUGGCCAAAACGUGUCCCUGCAUUUCCGCAUUCUCAUUGGCAACGUGUACCUCCUGGUGCCCCCCAUGCUGAACCCCAUCAUCUACGGGGUGAAGACGAGACAGAUCCGGGACAGGCUGCUCCAACUCUUUAGUCGUAAAUGGGCCUAA
Messenger RNA from Pelodiscus sinensis (Chinese soft-shelled turtle), 915 nucleotides. The record is from RefSeq and is a predicted model, not a curated record. Lineage: Eukaryota; Metazoa; Chordata; Testudines; Trionychidae.